AUGGCACGCUGGACCUCUUGCUCUUUUUUCUCGCUCAUCGUGUGUCUGCUGUGCUUGCCCAUGAGCGAAAGUCCUCUUUCCUCGACGGCAAUCCUACGCGUUCGUGCUAACAGCUUCGUUAUUCCACCGCCCUCGCUGCCGGAAGACUACCAUCAGACGAAGGCACAGAAAUCUCCUGCAGCACAUCGAACGCGGAGGCGUAGGGAGGGAUCAGCACAGAAUUCGCCAGCAGCUGCUGAUACGGCGGCGCCGUCGUUCAUCUCUAGAAUUGUGAGGAGAUUCACUGCUCGGUCACACGAGGAGGGACUCAUAGACGUCAGUGCUGGUCGCGCGGAAGCUGCAAGGGCAGCUUCCGCUUGCUUUGAGCAGAGGCGCAGGUCCACGUUCCACCCAAGCCACAUCGCAAGCAGAAUUGGCGAAUUGAUGAAGUUGGGUCAGCUUCUACGCAUUCGAUUGCUGCCCCAGCAGGGCAACCAAGCGGAGAUGCCACCAGAGCCUCUGAUAGUUAGAAGGGGGCCUUUCCUUGGGUGCGGCGCUUCCGGAGCGGUAUUUGCCGUCUACCCCGUUGAUCAAGCUACACCAUACGCCAUGAAGGUAUUUUUAGCGUCCAUCAGGGAAGGUGGCUCCGAAGCAUACAUACAUGCCCAUCUGGCAUCAUUGCUGAGGAAGAAUUUGGAGGUUUUCAAGGUUUUCCAAGGCAAGUCUGAAUCACUUCUCCGGCACGAAAAGUUAGCCGCCCCGCUAUUCGGGGGAGAAAUUCUAGACUUCUUACCGUUGUCCGCCGUUAAUAAGCAAAAGUACGUCUCGAAUCUAGUGAUAUUUUCACCCUUGAUGGCCUGCGACAUCUCGCAACUCAUCGAUCAUAGUCGCACCGGCUCCCUAUCUGUUCAAGCUAGAGUUCAUAUCACCCAGUCGAUGGUGAAUGCGGUUGCGAGUCUCCACAAAUACGGAUUUGUUCAUCGUGAUAUUAAGCUUAACAAUUUCCUCGUUGACCGCUAUGGAGAUGUAUUCCUCUCUGACCUCGACUUCAUCACAGAAGUCGGGGAAGCAGUGCGGCCUGCAGGGCCCGCACUUUAUACAGAUCCGGACUCAGCUGCUACCCUUUGGGAGGUGGAGCGUAAAAAUGAGAAUCCCGAUGAACUUCCGGACGACAAUGGUACGAGAGAAAAACCACCUCUCGUCGCGACAAAGACUAUGGACGCUUGGGCGCUCGGUCUCACAAUAUUUCGCUUCUGGUGCAAUGACCUUCCAUGGGAUCUGGGCUUGUUGAAGAAUGCUACAACGUCAGAAAAACUACAGAGAAUCGCCACUGCUAAACGCCAACAAGAACCGCUCAAGUUUAACAAGUGUAGCUCGCGAGAAGACAUGCCUCGGAGUGUCAAGGACCUGAUCCGUCAGUUUUUGCGAUUCGAGCAAAUAUUCCGUUUACUGCCAGAAAGUGAACACUGUUUCCGUUUGACACAGGGCGAGAGUCACUGUGCUACAAGUCAACGCAUUUGA
Besnoitia besnoiti is the source of this 1500-nucleotide messenger RNA. RefSeq names its product rhoptry kinase family protein ROP32. The transcript has a single exon. Gene Ontology annotation, cellular component: nucleus. Gene Ontology annotation, biological process: mitotic DNA damage checkpoint signaling; protein phosphorylation. Gene Ontology annotation, molecular function: protein serine/threonine kinase activity; ATP binding. Lineage: Eukaryota; Apicomplexa; Conoidasida; Eucoccidiorida; Sarcocystidae. Bases 1 to 1500 code for a protein of 499 amino acids. The record is from RefSeq and is a predicted model, not a curated record.